Pocillopora meandrina is the source of this 4788-nucleotide messenger RNA. The record is from the annotation of a GenBank genome assembly. NCBI's taxonomy places the organism in Eukaryota, Metazoa, Cnidaria, Anthozoa, Scleractinia, Pocilloporidae.
AUGCAGCGGAUUCCCUUCAAAGAGUAUGCGCAGUAUGUUUGCUUCAGUGCAACGCAUCAUGGACUCGUCCUCUUCUACUUCUCUGUGAUCAACACAGGUUUGUGUUAGGAGAUUUGUGUCACAAUCUUCUCAAUCUCGCCCGAAACUUUGAAUCAUCGGUGUCUAUUACAUAAUAAAAUGAUAUCUUCAUUAUUCACGAACAGCACUAUGCUGUUAUUUUUCUUUUGAUUUCCAUAGUAUGGCUCCAAGAAAGGGUCAAAAACAACAAGGUGGAGAACAGAACAUCUCUCUUGGUCCUCAGGUACAUGUAGUGUUCCAGAACACUUGGAAUUUUGUUUGGGAUAAAUUUUUUGAGCCAUUUCUGUAGUCUUAAAUUUUUUGAACGUUUGAAUUUCAGGCCAGUGAAGGUGAAGAUGUCUUCGCUGUUGCACACAUCUUCGCUUCGUUCAACGAUACUUUCGUGCACAUUACUGAUCUGUCUGGAAAGUGAGUCGUCUUUUCCGUUUGAUCAAGUUUCUUCUUCCCAACCUGUCGUGGGACUUUUUUGCCAUUUUAUCGUUGUUGUUAUUUUUUCUCUUCCAUUUGAAUUGUUGAAGGAACAUCAGUGAUAUCUGAAAUGCAAGUAAUAAUUUAUAAAAAUAGUUUUAUCGACGCACUUCGUUUUACACAUUCAGGUGGUGAUGUUUAUGAAAUACGCUGAUCACCAGAUAUAAUUAGAAGGCUCUAAGCUUGCAUUUCAGUAGAGCUAACAGAAUAGUAAAGCUACAGUCAGAUUAAUUCAAUACGACUUCACUUGAGGCCUUCUUAGUUUAACCUGUAACCCUUUCACUCCUACAAGUGACUAAGACAGAAUUUCUCCUUACAAUAUCAAUACAAAUCAAGCAGGUAGGUGAUGAGAAUAGAGAAAAAUGUCAAUCGUGGGAUUACUAGUUGAUCCAAUACCAAAUUCUCUGAACCAACGUCAUAAGAAUUGUAUGGCAGAUAGUAAGGAGAAUUACUAAUAAGAUCUUGGGAGUGAAAGGGUUAACUCCCAAGAUCUGAUUGUUAAUUCUCCCAUCCAGCUGCUAUAUAUUUCCUUGUGAAUUAGUUACUAGUGAUGUUGGAUCAAGACAACAACUUCUACCCACUAAGUUUGAAUAUUCUCAUCACCUGUUUGCUGGAUGAUGUAUAGAUAUUAUAUGGAGAAAUAACUUGUUAAUCACUUUUGGGAGAAAAAGGGUCAAGCACUGAGCUUUUAGCUAGGGAGGAAUAUAAAAUCUGAAGCAUCAUUCAAGUUUAAUUUCCAUGACUCGGCAAAUGAGCUUAUAUGAGGAUGUUUUUUUUUCCCCCACAGGCAAUACUUUUGAAUAAAUCAUGAUAUACCCCCUUACUCUAUUAAGUUUGCAAAUUGAAGAUGUUAAAAAUAGUUAUUGUUUUUUAUCAGAGAAACAGUUGUUAGAGUAACAGGAGGAAUGAAAGUAAAGGCUGAUCGUGAUGAGGUAAGUAUUGCAUUGUAUUCUUGUCUCCUGAAAGUGAAGGUUAGAUCUUGCACUUUGGACGAGAUGACCUUAGUGAGUUGAAUGCAGGCAAUGAUGUCUUUAAUAUACGCUGAUGUCCAGUGAUAAGAAACAUGCUCUGAGCUUGCUUCAUUCAUGGUACAUUUUGUUAGAUGUUCUGUAUAUAUACAUUAAUAUAUAACAUAUUAUUAAAAAAAAAAGGGUUAUAGAAGGGAGGAACUUAAUCCUCAUUGUAUACUAUACCCCAGAGAUAAAAAUUUAAUACUAUGCAAUAUACAUACUGAAACAUUUUACAAACAGGCAUAUAUCUAUAUAAAUAUAAAAUCUAAAUAAAGAAGACAUAUCCAAGGCUGUGCUCUAGGAAAAUUUUCAGGGCGCCCUUUGGGCGCCUAACCAUGACAAGUAGGUCACCCAGCCUUCCAGGUUGGUCACCCAAAUUGAUUAAUUAAUAAUUAAUUGAUUAAUUAAUAAUCCAUGACGUUUUGAAAGAGUAGCGUUGUAUACUUCUUACAGUUCCAGGGAAUCUGCAGAAUUGCCAAACAGUUUCAUCUUUAAUCUCUCUCGUUUAAUAUUCACUUCACCGGGCACAGGCGGCGAAGCGAGUUACUAUAUUUAGCAGUCACUCACACAAUAUUUAGGCCUUGUUAAGUAAUGUUGAUUUAAGAGCUUUCUUAAAAACAUUCAUUGAGUCAAGUUCAACUACUGAUGACAGUAAACUGUUCCAUGUGUUGAUAUAUCUGUGCCAAAAAGAGUACUUAAAGAGUACUUCUGUACAAGUGAGUAUCUAAAAUCUGGGACUCAAACCACUUGAAAAAUGUUGCAAUGAUACAGCUGUUCAGAAUCUGAUAAGUGUAGUGUUUUUGUGCUGUAUUUUUUUAAUUUGUUUUUUUUUUUUGUGAAGAUUCUUGUUAAGGAGAGUCUUCUCUCCUGAUUGUUGUUAUUAUUGUAUUUCUUUUUCAAUGAAUAGUUACCCUUUUCAAUGGAGCAAUUCUAUUUAAACAGUGACAUAGUUGUGCUUAAAUAUAGUGCCAUAGGGUAACUAUCUGCUUACAGAAAUUUUUUAGUCCUAGAUUUAGGAUUUCCAUACCUGUUAUUCCAUGUAACUAAACACUUUUUUUAUGUUGCUUACAUGGCAGUCAAAGUAAUUGAGUCCCCUGGGCUGAUUUAUUUACUCAAUGAAUAUCAUCUGUUUCAGGCUUCCCCUUAUGCUGCAAUGUUGGCCGCGCAAGAUGUGGCUGCUAGGUGCAAAGAGAUUGGUAUUACUGCUCUGCAUAUUAAGCUUAGGGCAACUGGAGGCAACAGGUUGGUGUGUUUCCUAGGUUAUUAUAAAUCUCUUAACAGUCCCCAUUGGGACAAGAAAAUAAUGCCUCGGGGAUUUUGAAACCAAGAAAAUCAUGUAUAGAAUGUUUCAUGGAAACUCCAUCUAUAUGGUAUUUACACACAAGUUGGUAGUAUUGGAAAUUGAAUGAAUGAGUGCAGCUAACAAGUGAGAUUUCUGAUACAAACUGAUAAGUGCGUAAAUACCAUACGGACAGACUUUCCAUGGUGUAUUGUAUUUAUUAUAUACAUACAGAGAUUCAAUUCUUGUUUAAUGACAAUUUAUUGUUUGGCAGAUUCAAGGCAAAAUCUCAUAAAUUGAAAGAUGUUAACCAUAAAAAUUGCCUUUUCAUCAGAAACAAUGCAACACUACUGACAGCAAGUGAAAAAUAGCAAAAUACUUCACUAUGCUUGAAACAAAGCAUCUUCAACUUGAGGGUUCAUAAUCUUCUCUGUCUUUUUGUUGAACCAAGCAAAUGAACUUCUUGAGAUGUAUGCUAAAUUUUCAGUUUUCUCCUGUUGCAAAAAUUAUUUGAAUAGUUUCAAAGCUCGCUGCUUUGUUUUAUCCUUUUCUCCCUUUGUUUUCCUCCUUCUACUUGCUUUGUAUUCUGCAUUAUGUUCCACAGAGUAUUCUUUGUCAUCUUAGCCCAGAUAGCGGAUUAUUGAUAAUAUUCUGAACAGCUGAAAAAUUAAAUGAUGCCGGUCUAAAUGGAAUUAGAAUCACCUUGAUAUGUUUCAUACAUGAAAAACAUGAAAUGUGGCUCCUGGUUAAACAUAUUGUUUUCCUCACACUUAAAUGAAAGCUAUACUUUGACCAACUUUUGUACAAAAAUUUAUUUUGCCCCUUUUCAUUGUGUAAAUCUCAAUAAGUAAAUAAUAAAUAACCAUGAUGUAUGCAUGACUCUUGCUUCUAUUUCAGAACAAAGACUCCUGGCCCCGGUGCCCAGUCUGCUCUGCGAGCUCUUGCUCGUUCCGGAAUGAAGAUCGGACGUAUUGGUAAGAUACAAAGCACUUUUACUGCUGUUCUCCUUAAUUUCCUUACUAGUGGGUUGACUAGAUUUGUCUUUUUAUGCCUGAUUCAUGAGUGGUGACACUAGAAAAUUUGGUCUAAACACAAUGGCAAGUAUGUGUAGAUGUGACCCAAUUGUCUAUUUGACCUGUGGUGAUAUACCCAUUUAAGAAAAAAAAGAGGUUUUUUUUGUUGUAGUUGCUGCAUACUACUAUAUGCCCAAGUGGUUUCAGCUGUGCCCUUUUGCAAACUUCUUCUUUAAAAAAACUCCGCUUAUACACUUCCGUGUAUGCCUUUCUCCAGCAAAAAAAAAAUAACAUGUUAGAGUGGAGGUCCAAAGCAGGGCUGUAAUAAAACCUCAAACCUGCCACAGUUUAUAUAGGUGUUUUUCCCUUUGCUACCAAAAUCUGCUGUUAACAUAAACCUCCCACUGCAUUUUCCUUUUUAUCCCCUUUUCUAAUUCCAAAAAGGCUCGUGUUGGCCAAAACUUAAGUAUAUAUGUUUUUGUUUAACAGAGGAUGUUACUCCAAUACCUUCAGACAGCACAAGGAGAAAGGGUGGUCGCCGUGGACGACGUCUGUAAAUUUGCGCCUGUGACAAGCGGUGAAAUAAAAAAUAACAACUCUAGAGACAAGUGCUUGUGUCCUUUUUGAAAACGUUUUUCGGCUAUUAGAGAUGUUCAUCGGGAAGUAUCCCUUCCCCUCUCACCCAAAGGCUUGAAAGGAUCGAAGACACGGCUCAAUGAGCAGCCAGUCUCCGAGAUUGAUUAAAGAUCGGGCUCAGAAUUAAAACGAAAAAAUAAAUGGCUGAAGUUGGGGCUGUCAGGAAAGUCUUCGAGGCAAAAGCGACUAGACUACUACUGCUUAAUCCCCGUUUUCAUCAGCAUAAAGUGACUUAAUGUUAUUUCCGCGAGAUCUGUGUUUCGUAUGCAGAAAGAAUAUCUUGUCUUGUCUCUCCACACGGUUG